Molecule: messenger RNA, 624 nt
Organism: Beta vulgaris subsp. vulgaris (sugar beet)
Lineage: Eukaryota; Viridiplantae; Streptophyta; Magnoliopsida; Caryophyllales; Amaranthaceae
Exons: 1
Coding region: 1-624 (207 amino acids)
Source: RefSeq, a predicted model, not a curated record
AUGGCCUUAGGGGCUAAGAACAAACUUGGUUUCAUUAAUGGAGAUAUUGUGAAACCAAAAGAAGACGAUGCAAAUUUCAAUAAAUGGGAGAGAAAUGAUGCUAUGGUAAGGUGUUGGCUGUUUGCUUCUAUGAAUGCUGAUAUAGGAGCAAGUAUGAUGUAUGUUAAGAGUGCUAAAGAUCUGUGGGAUGAGUUGAAAGUGAGAUAUGAGCAAACUAAUGCUCCUCUUCUCUUCCAACUGAAAAAAGAUCUGAGUGGUCUUAAUCAAGACAAUAGGAGUGUGGAUGAGUUUUACUGUAAACUCAAGCAAUUGUGGGAUGAGAUAUCAUCCAUUGAAGGUGUGCCUGAAUGCACUUGUGGUGUUAUGCUGAAAUGCGAAUGUGAUAUCCUUAAGAAACUGAAUCAAGCUGAUGCUUUGAAUAAGCUAAUUCAGUUUCUCAUGCCUCUCAAUGAGGGGUAUGAAAACAUGAAGAGUAACAUUUUGGCAAUGGAUCCUCUGCCUACUGUGAGUAGAGCUUUUCAUCUUGUUCAACAACAAGAAAAGCAGAAGCAAAUCUCAGGGCAGAUGCCAAAUGCUGCUGAGGCUAGUGCAUUAAAUGUAAGAAUGCAACAACAAACAAACUGA